AUGGCGCUACACGGCUUUGCGCCGAUAUCGAGCAGCCUCUACUUGACCAAGCGUGCGAGACUAUCCGACGCUUUGGUAAAGGAUAGGGAAAUAAACGAACAGGGAGUAGCGGCAAAUGAUGUGACAGACCUGAGCUACUCGUCAAAUCGCAUGCAAACGAAGUCUGGAGUGCCGCCAACCUCGGAUGACUAUGAGUUACAUCGCGGACUCGUCGAACUGGCCCGACGCAGGCUUAAAUUUGCGUCAUUCGACACGUAUUCUGAUGAUACUAGAGCAACUGCGUGCGAUGGAUUAGAAGAAGGAAUCAAUUUCCUUUCACAACAGCGAUGUAUAAGCGAAGUUUCUGCUCAAAUGGAUGCAGGACGUUAUUUUCCGGAGUCUCAACGUAAGAGCGCGCCUCUAAUCGGUCGUAUCAAUGACAUCGCUAGCAUUGUAAAUCUGGAUGGGUCUGCCAGAGGAAAGAGCGUACUAUCCAAACGAGUUGCCGCGGGGGCGGAUUCUAUAGAAACAUUGAUAGGGCCGCUGAGUGCCAACGAGGUGGCACAUCUAUUGUUGCUGGCGCAAAAGCUCAAAGAGACAAAUCAGAUUGACGACACUCUAGAAAGGAAUAUAGAGAUGUCUUCUAACAUGUGGAAACAAACAGGAAAGGUGCCGAACGUAGUGGCCACCGCUGUUGUCGCCAGCCUAUACGAAGGAAAAGCAUAUCAGUGCGCAACGUGUGGCAUUCGGUUCAGCACGUAUGAUGCUAGGAGUAGACAUUCCCUAUCGCAUGAAGAGGUCAGGCGUGACCUUCUGUGGUCAACCCUAGACGAGUGGAUCAGCACGCCGCAUCUGCCAAGCUCGGUUAGGAGCGGUCAAAAGGUAAUGAUGACGCUGAAAGGUAUCAGUAGUGCGCUGUUAAACGACAGUUUAUCGGUGUCGUCAAACCUCAAAUGGUUGUGCGAAGCACUGUUUUGGAGAGUGGGCGCCGAAAAGACUACGAAGGACGUAGAGAUGGAGUCCGAUGCUCCCAUAGACAAAACCGACGAGAUAAGUGGCAGCUCCAAGCAAUCUCAAGAUGAUUCGAUGCAGUCAUUAUGGUCUUGGGGAACUAUGAAAGAUUGUCGUGGCACCCCUAUCGCAAACACCGACGGCAGGUCAGUAGGAACCAUAGGGGUCGAAUCUGAUGUACAUAUUCUGCUGGAAACGUGCCAUAAGGUUAAGUUUAACGUAUCGAGAUGCAAAGCUAACGUGCCCUUCCCCGUAAACUUCGCUGAUCUGACCCGGAAAUGCUGUGUUAUCUGCCACGACGUCCUAGAAGUGGAAUUCAGCGCCGCAUAUAACUGUUACACAUACGCGGAUACCACAUGUUUCAAACUUGACGGCAGUUACAUCAAAAGGGCUUUUCAAGAUGAGCAAUUGUCCUGCAAAAUAUUGCUUGCGACGAACGGGCUCAGCGAUAUGGAAGAUCCAUUCUUGGUACUCCGCAAGUCAGCCGCCUUUACGCUGGUAAAAUCAGCCCUGAAUGCAUGGAGCAAUGAAGAAUCGGUAGGCAGGUCGGGAAAAGAAUUCGUGACAACAGGGGGUGCGACCGUACCACCAGACCGAAAGACGCUGUGGCCGGACAAUCAGCAGCUGACAGGCGAAUUAGCUCAAAAGUGGAGUGGCCCAUUUGCUGCUGCUAGUGGUACCCAUGGGAUACCAAAUAGCCUCAUGUACGCACACAGCCAUUGCGUUAGAUUCUUUCUCAAUGCACAUACCCGACGUGCAAAAACACUAACAGAUGGGAAUCCCUGUGCACGAGAUAUCGCAUCCAUCAGUUUACUGUAA
Babesia ovata is the source of this 1809-nucleotide messenger RNA. Its product is annotated as Inner membrane. The record is from RefSeq and is a predicted model, not a curated record. Bases 1 to 1809 code for a protein of 602 amino acids. The transcript has a single exon. NCBI's taxonomy places the organism in Eukaryota, Apicomplexa, Aconoidasida, Piroplasmida, Babesiidae.